Molecule: messenger RNA, 1981 nt
Organism: Trematosphaeria pertusa
Lineage: Eukaryota; Fungi; Ascomycota; Dothideomycetes; Pleosporales; Trematosphaeriaceae
Product: SURF6-domain-containing protein
Exons: 3
Coding region: 199-1764 (521 amino acids)
Biological process (GO): ribosomal large subunit biogenesis; ribosomal small subunit biogenesis
Cellular component (GO): nucleolus
Molecular function (GO): RNA binding; DNA binding
Source: RefSeq, a predicted model, not a curated record
UAUUGGUCGGCGUUGAAAGGCGGUCACGGACUAUUUCGAACUCUUGGCACUUGAGAUUUUGAUUUUCCGCACUCGAACUUCUCGAGGCGCACACGACACUCCUACAGUCGCGCUCUCUCCGCCUGCUCGCUCGUUCGCUAUUGCUCUAGUGGUGGAAGCGACUGCUUUCGCACCAGGUGCCCUUUAAAAUCCCCAAUCAUGGGUGACGACCUGGAGGCGCGGUUGAAGAGCCAUGCUCGGGCCUUUGAGGGCUUGAUGUCCCUGAUCCCCGCGAAGGAGUACUACGGGAAGGAUGCCAGCAUCACCAGCAACCAAUGGAAUGCGAAGAAGCAGACCAAAGAACAACGGCAAGCUGCGAAGAGAGCGAAGCUGGACCCCGACUCGCACAAAACCGCGAAAGACGUCAUGGACGAGAACGCACGAAAACGGAAGCGCGAGCUCGACGGUGACGACUCCUCCGACAUGGACGUGGAUAUCGAGAAGGAGAAACCUGGAGAGGGGUUGAAGAGCGCAUCAGGUGCAACAAAGAAGCAGAAAGUCGCCAAACAAGCCGACGCCGAAGGCGUCGCGGACGAAGAAGGGAACGCUGACGGCCAAGAGCAUACGAAGCAGGCUCGGACCAAGUUGACAGCAGAUGAGAAGAGGAGACGGAAGCUGGAGAAGAAGGAGAAGAGAAAGGAGAAGGCGAAGCAGAAAAACACGUCAAAAAAAGAGGGGCAGGGCGAGGUCCAUAAGGCCCAAACUGAGGCCGAAGAAUCAGACGACGAGAAAUCGGACGAAGAUCAAAACGAAGAAGAGCCAGACCACGACGAUGAUCACAUUCAAGCAUUGGACGUCAGUGGUCUUGUCGAAGAGGGUCAGUCUACAGCUACACCAACCUCUACAAAUUCCAACGCCUCCACAGCUUCCGUUAUCUCUGCAGCUUCGUCCUCAUCCUCGAUACUGCCGCCCUCCGACGAGCGAGCGCCCGAAAAGAAGGAGAAAAAGCCCCUCAAACUUGACCCGAAAAGUCAUGACACAUUCCGCGCCCGACUGACGGCAAAGCUCGAAGCUAUGCGAGCUGCAAGGAAGGCCGACGGUCCAGACGGACGGCCUGCAAGGAACCGUGCCGAGCUCAUUGAAAUGCGGCGGAGAAAGGAAGCUGAGCGAAAGGCUGCAAGGAAAGCCAGCCGGCAGCUAGCGAAAGAGGAUGAAGAGCGUCUAAAGGCAGAGGAGCAGCUCGCUCGGAUACGUGGAGGAUCGGGCUCUCCCUCAAUGUUUUCGAAGCGGUCGUCGCCAGAUCACGAGCGGAAUUUCAGUUUUGGUCGAGUGGCAUGGGACGACGGAAAGCAGCUAGAAGGGGAUCUCUCGGGCUUCCUCGAGUCAAGGAAGAAGAAAGGCCGGUCCGAUCCCAAGACAGCACUUGAGGCCGCCAAGAACAAGAAAGCGCGGCUCAAUGCGUUGGACGAAGCAAAGCGAAAGGACAUCGAAGAAAAGGACUUGUGGCUCAAUGCGAAGAAGAGAGCUCAAGGAGAGCGGGUGCACGACGAUCCCAAGCUGCUCAAGAAGAGCGUGAAGCGAAUCGAGAAAGCCAAGGCGAAGAGCAGGACAGAAUGGAAGGACCGGUUAAUCAACGUGCAGAAGGGCAAGGAGGUGAAGCAGAAGAGGCGGGAAGAGAACCUCAGAAAGCGCAAGGAGGAAAAGGGCUCGAAAGGGAAGAAAGCGAAGAAGCCCGGGAAGAAAGUAAAGCGCCCUGGUUUUGAGGGGACUUUCAAAGCACGAUGAGGAAAGCUGGGUAUAAAGGACGGGCUAGCGCAGGAGCAGACAUCCCGGGGAUUGGCGUAGCGAUCUUUUUGACAUGUGUGAUGAACCGGAAGUUGACGUCCGAUAUCACUCUAUGUUUGCAUUAGUGGAGUAUCUUGGGUAUAUGUCCGGUUAGCGAUUGCAAGUCUUCCGAAAUGCAAAAUCUACAACCCUUCAGUGUCCUUGCUGGGCGCGGGUC